Paramecium sonneborni is the source of this 459-nucleotide messenger RNA. NCBI's taxonomy places the organism in Eukaryota, Ciliophora, Oligohymenophorea, Peniculida, Parameciidae. The record is from the annotation of a GenBank genome assembly.
AUGUUAAAUAUUUUGAAGAAUACAUUAAUUAUAUAUUUAGGCCUUCUUGGUCUAAGUUUGAUAAGCAUUUUGGUUAUUUGUUUAGAUUCUGAAUAUGAAAGUCAUUGUCCAUAAAUGGCUAUAAAAAUAAUGAAAAGCAUUUCCAAUUUACAAAUUGUGGAUGAAGUGAAAAUGGCCAUAAUUCCAAUAAUUAAAGAAUUGCCUAUAAAAUGGAUAAAACCUUUAGUUAUGAGUUCUUUGAUGAUGGCUUUAGCUUUUGUCAUAUCUUUGCUUUAUAAUAUGAUGUAAAAUAUAGAUGUAAUUUUAAGUAAGGUAGCGUAUAGUUUGAUAAUGAGUGUAUUCUGUGUUAUUUUGAUAAUUGUUUUAAUAUCCUUAAGUUUGGGUAUUGGAAUGAAUUCCUUAGAUAUUCAAAAAAUUGCGUAACAAUACUUGGAGCAAAUCAAAUUAUUAAACUAAUGA